Lycium ferocissimum is the source of this 1263-nucleotide messenger RNA. Its product is annotated as myricetin 7/4'-O-methyltransferase 2-like. Lineage: Eukaryota; Viridiplantae; Streptophyta; Magnoliopsida; Solanales; Solanaceae. Gene Ontology annotation, biological process: methylation. The record is from RefSeq and is a predicted model, not a curated record. Gene Ontology annotation, molecular function: O-methyltransferase activity; protein dimerization activity; S-adenosylmethionine-dependent methyltransferase activity.
CUAGUACCUUAAAUCUGGAUCAUUGAUCAUUCCCCAAACACAAAGCAAUGGGGCUUGGGCUCUCUAUAAAAGUAUGUACUAAUUAAUUCAUAUCUUCAUUAAUGCAGUGCUUAUGAAACUCUUGCAACAUAAGUAAUUGACACAAUGCACAAUAACGACAACACUUGCGCUAAUCAGCUAAUACAAGCUGAAGCUCAAAGUUGGGACUACCUUUUGAGUUACGUCCGUCCUUCAUGUAUAAAAUGCGCAAUCGAAUUAGGAAUUCCCGAUAUCCUUCACAAAAAUGCCAAUCCCAUCAUGUCUCUUCCUGACCUUGUUGCUGCGUUGCCAAAUUUGAACCCUUCUAAGUCUUCCUUUAUCCCUAUUCUAAUGCGAAUUUUAGGUCAUUGUGGCCUUUUCAAUUACCACCAACAAGAAGGAGACGGCUAUUCACUCACUAGUGUUGGCCGUCUCCUUGCUGAAAAUGACCCCUCUAGCAGGAGGUCAUUUUUCCUUUUCUCUCAAAAUCCUGUCAGGCAGAACACGGCUGCUUCCGUGAGCGAUUGGUUACGCGAUGAUUUUCCCACUGCCUUUGAAACGGCAAAUGGGAAAUCCCCUUGGGAUUAUUGCGCUGAAGACCUAAAGUUUAGAAGUAUUUUCGAUGUUGCAAUGGCUAGUGAUUCGAGAUUAUUGGUUUCAAAUCUGUUGAUUUCUAAUCAAUGUAAGCGUGUUUUUGAGGGCUUGACGUCAUUGGUGGACGUUGGGGGUGGCACUGGCACAGUGGUCAUGGCCAUUGCCGAUGCUUUUCCAAGCUUGAAGUGCAUUGAGCUUGAUCUACCUCAUGUCAUAGGCGAUCGACAGGGAACGGGAAACUUGGAAUUUGUCGCUGGGAGUAUGUUUGAAAAAAUUCCUCAAGCUAAUGCCAUCUUACUCAAGUGGAUUUUGCAUAAUUGGAGUGAUCAAGAUUGUGUGAAUUUACUGAAGAAAUACAAAGAGUCGAUAUUAAAUAAGGAGAAAGGGGGAGUGAUCAUCAUAGACAUUGUAAUGGAGGAUAAUUCUAGCAAUGAGCAGCUUGUUCAAGCGCAACACUUGAUAGACUUUAUCAUGAGGAUUACUUAUGCUUCCAACGAGAGAACUAAGAAGGAAUGAAAACUCUUCCUAGAUGCUGGUAUUAGUGAGUACAAAAUAAUAACCUCUCUUGGCUUGAGGUCUCUAAUUGAAAUCUAUCCUAAAACAAGACAUGGUUAUGGAUAUAUAUCCUUUAUUUAACAAAUAAGAUGGAUC